Molecule: messenger RNA, 4276 nt
Organism: Gadus chalcogrammus (walleye pollock)
Lineage: Eukaryota; Metazoa; Chordata; Actinopteri; Gadiformes; Gadidae
Exons: 4
Coding region: 226-1233 (335 amino acids)
Cellular component (GO): nucleus
Source: RefSeq, a predicted model, not a curated record
GUGCGCAGAUGGUAAGUGCGCAGAAGAGCAGAAUUUGGACAUGCUUGGUGAGGGACAUUCGCGUUGUCUCUAGAAAGUAAAAGCAUAUAUUUUCGUUUAUUUUAUACUAAUCACGCUUACGGACAGAAGCACAUGCUAAGGUUUUUUUCCAAGUUGCCUGCUUCCACAGGCCUCACGUGGAGGUACAGGCGAAAGAACACAUUCCUGAUCAACACAGCCUGAAGGAUGGCUUCAAAGAUCUACUACACCGGAGAGGGUGGUGUACGCUUCAAGAAAAGGAAAGCACGGUUCAGUUUCAGUGAAGUACACAUAAUGUUGGAUGAAGUGAAAAAACAUCACCAUAUACUUGUUGGGAGACGUAAUCAUAGCGUGGACAGCAACCUGAGAAAGCGCACGUGGGCUACAGUAACCGCGGCCGUCAAUGAGAUCGGCGAGUGCCAGCGCGAGGUCAUCGAGGUGGUCAAGAAGUGGUCGGACCUCAAGUGCGACACCCGCAGGAAGCUGAUGGCCAUGCGUACCUCGAGCCCGGGCAACCAAAGCCUCGGCUUCCGCAGAACCCGGGACCUGAGCGCCACGGAGAAAAUUGUGCACCAGAUCCUACAGAUGGACCACAAGAACCCGAGAAGCCUGGAGGAACACAGUCCAGUGGGCGAGGAGGGGCUGGACGGGCUGGAUGAUCGGGGGGAGUCUUCUCUCAUGGGAGACGAGGACUGGAACCCAGCUGGUACUCCCCCUGACUUAGACGUGCGGUCGCCUAUUGCCUCGUACUUGCUGGACACGCGUGCCAUCCGAAACCUUCAAGAAGAUCCAUCGGUCGCCGCAUACUCGAAAGCGCCGUCGCCAGACCACUUCCGCCGUCCGCCCCCGCCGCAAGCCACGUUGGCCCCCCUCUCCUCCUUAGCGGCGGUGGCGCCGUUGCCCUCGGCGUCCUCCUCUUCCUUCUCGGCCGUCCUGCCCGAGACGCCGGCCCCCCCACUGGACGCGCAGGGCUCCAUGCUGCAGAGUGCGGCGCUCAGCCUGCAGGAGCAGCACACCGCCAACGUGCUGCUGGAGACGGUGUCGCGCUCCCUGGAGCUGCUGGCCGAGUCGCUGCAGCAGCUGGCCGAGAGCCAGCACUCGUUUGUGCGGCAGUCCCUGCAGCUGCAGCGCGAGACGGUGGACGUGCUCCGGAACUUUGCGGGCGGCGCCGUCGCCCUCAUGCACGACAAACUCAACGGAAAGCCGCCACUGUAGCGGACGCCGGGGGUGGGGGGGGUGGGCGUUAAGGAACGACAAAAGGGCCACGCGGUUAAGUGUUUUUAAUUUGCGGCCGUUGGACCCAAAUAGUCUGGUACUCGAGGCCGCAAAGACCGACGUCAAAAUCCAACGAUGACUAGUGCAGGGGUGCCCAACCAGUCGAUCGCGGCCUACCAGUAGACCGCCGACAGAUCCCAAGUCGACCGCGAGGGGUGAAGAAGAAAACUUUUUUUCUUUUUUAAUAAAAUGAAAUUUGCGCGGUUGCACAUGCGCUGUCAACAGCAGUUGAAAGCCGUCAACAGUAGUUACGCACUCCUAAACGUUGGCAUGGCUGAGGGGAAACGAGCUAAGACCUACCAUUUUCACCCUGAGUGGGAGGAAGAUUAUUGAUUAUUGUUGAGAAGGUGCCGUGCGCAGACGGAAUGAAACCCCCACCGAAGUCCGUAGGUUCACGAUGGGCCCCCCCCCCCCCCCCCCCCCCCCGCUUGAAGGUAGGUUUGCAAUGAUGACACUAGGCUGGUAGAUCUCGGGAUGUUGGCUACUUGACAAGUAGAUCUUGGGUCAAAAAGGUUGGGCACCCCUGACUUAGUGGAAUCCCCUAACCGUACAGUUUAUACUGCUUCCAGAACCAUGGGAUGAGGAACUUUGAAUGAAUGUCCACCAGUGUUGAAUAUCCAACCUGUGGAAUAGUAAUGGAGGAGUAACUGUGUGUGUCUCACUGCUAGCUACGUUUCCCCAGACAUUAAUAUUUGUAGGGAUACAGAUGAGGUGUAUUUUUUAAUGCAAUCUUUCAAUGUGAGCAACGAUUGUUUGCUAUGUCGAGUGUUGAUUUUUUUACACUUUAUAUACAUUCUUUCUGACUGUGACCAUUAUAUGGUCAGUAUUUUUGUGCCAGGCAGAUUUACGUGUGCAUUUCUAAGCAAGGCAGGAUUUUUAUGUACUUUAAGGUGGGGGAUUUUUAAUGAUUCAAAACAAUGCUAUACCUUAAGUGGAAGGUUAAUAAUAAUAAGGUCAAAAGGAUAUGAGGAACUAUAUCAUAUUUACAGAUGAUUAAACACUGAAGUCCAUUGUUUCAAUACAGUUUUGGAGUUCUGCACAUUGAGUUCUUUGACUUUUACACUUUCAUUGUUUGUUAAUUUCAACAAGCUAUUGAUUUGAAGUUCCUUGCAAACAAUAAAAUCCUGAUAGACCUCAAUUUCUGAAUCAUGUCACAUUUUGAACCACAUAGGGUGGCAUAUGAAAUGCAUAGGGGGGCACAAUUAUUAUUAGCCUACAGUACGUAUAUUUUGAAUAAUCCUAUCCUCUAUUCGCGCAGCACAUAAUCAUUACGUUAAACAUACCGUAACCAACAGCAAUAUGACCCGGUAGUCUAUAGCCUACAUCACAUCGUUCCUCAUCAUUUAAAGCAUUACAUUACAUAGAAGCAAUGCUAUGAAUAUAUAUCCAUAAAACAGUGGACUAUACAACAUAUUAGGUGUAAAAGAAGUGAACAGGGAUAUGCAUUGCCAUUAGACACACAUACACACACACAAGGUAGUAUAGGCCUACUUUGAGUGGAGUCAGCGCUGUCCUCCCUGCUGUCAGUACAGCGGGAGGCGGCGUUCCUCCGAGCUGAACCUCCUCAUCAACAUAUCCUUUCACUCGGACGUAAACUUGUGAGUCAGGUCCUUUCAAAAGCAAGCUGAAUCAGCUAGCCUUGCGUCUGUGCAGCAUACUUCGCCGAUGCUCUGAGAAGACGUUUUUCAGUGUGGAAAAUUAGUUUUCACACAUUGCUGUGGAAGCUCCUAAAGUUAGGGCACGGGUGUAGGCUGUGAGAACAGCCUACAUAGCCUGGAGUGCAGUUGAAUGUGGUAAGGAUGUUUGCUAUUUUCCGUCUUCGGGGGGAAUCGGGGUGUCAUUCAUUUUCUUAACCAGGAACUCACGAGCCACAGUAUAUUCAGAUUCAGCCACAUCAGUUCCAGCUAAUAGCAGGAGAGGGGUUACCUUUGAUGGGUCCAGGAAAUUAUCCCCGGCCUCUGGGUUCAUAGCAGCCAGUGCGCCAAUGAGCUCGCUACUGCACUCUCCAAAACGCGCAUCCAUCUCUCCUUGCACAGCAUCAAUAACUGUAAAAUACUCUCUUGAACUCAGUCUUUUCGUCUAUGUCACUUUGUGGCUGACCAACUGUUGCUUCAACUGUAAAUCCACGGAGGUUCUUGUUAAUUGACCGUCUUCUCUUGGUUGGACCGGGGUCGGACACCGGCACAGCCUCCGUGGCCGUGGCUGGAGGAGCGCAGAGAUCCCACAGUGUCUUCACACAGUCUGAAGCGCUGUUCACAAGUGUGCAAGUGUGACCUUGGUGAACAAGUCCAUAUCAUCGGCUUGUGGUAGUCUGUUAGGCGGCUCAAAAAGUGACAACCGUUUCUUAACAAGGUGCGCAGUGAAAAGAAAACGCUGCAGCGUAAUGUAACGAAGCAGCCCCGUAGCCUCGACGCGAACCUCGGCUCCAAGGCCUUGUGUGUUUUCCACCUCGGUCAGUAAUGUGAAUAUUUCGUAAAAACUUUUCACCACAACUUUUACCGUUGCUAAGUGGCCAGUCCAUCUCUGGUCCAAGAGACGUUUCAGGGUUUCACCUUUGUACAGAACAGCCACGGUUGGCUUCCUGAUGAAGUUGUACAUGAAUCACAACCAAAUUAAGUUGGUGAUUAAAGCAAUGAAUAUAUGGUGUGUUACGAUCCAGCUUGUUUUGGAGCAAUUUCUGCACACCACCAUGCCUGCCAGACAUGAGUGAUACGCCAUCAUAAACCUGACUCAGAAUUUUGUCUGUGCUGAGUCCUGCGCUGGUGAGCUCAUCAAUGAUGACACCUGUCAGAGCCUCGGCAUCACCUUUCUCAGGUGUGGCCAUUACCAAGAGGCAUUCACACACACCAUCGUUUUCGUCAACAAAACACACAACUACAGAUAUAUUUUCUUGGCCCAAAGGAUCCCGUGUGCCAUCCACUUUAAUUGAAUACCAGCUAUCGCCGACUUGCCCACUAUCUCCUCUGUCACAAGUUUGCUCAUC